UCGUCCACGUGAGCUUCAUUCAGCUGAGCGCUGCAAAGAUGAAUGGCUGGGGGGGUGGAAGAUGGAAACCUUGGAAAAAUGGGGCAAAGACUUCAAGGCAUCUCAUCAGCCGGAUAGGAAAGAUUAUUCCAAACAAAAUGGCAUGAUUGCCAAAAAUCUGCUCAACUCCCUCAAGAUUCGCAAUCGUUUGCAGCUGCAACCCAUUUCUCGUUCAGCAUGUGCUACUGGCUCCUGUCCGGAUCUGAUGAGUAGGAACGAGCAGCCAGAUCCUCGGCCGCUGGCCGUGGCCCUGACACCCCAGCUGCCCCCCAGAACCCAUCGGCCCCUGUGUCUCUCCGUGUCCUCUGAUAGCAAUGGACGCUUCAAAGCUCUGGAGACCCAGGAGUGGAAGAACAACCUUAAAGCUCAGAUGGAACAGGCACAUAGUGCCGGGGCCGCCAGCAGCACAGGUUCCCUGGAGAGAGCGUCGCUGUUUUGUGCUUCGGGCUCCACGACCACCUCCGGCUCCGGCCUCUCCAGUCCAGUGGAGCAUCUCACCAAGAGCAAGUCCUCGAGUCGCUUCUCUCUCUUCUCCCCUCCAUGGAACAGCAGCUCCGAGUCCGACUCCAACCCUCCGUCCCGCUCCGGAUCCAAGAAAAUGCGCAACUACAGCCGCAGGGCGGUUCCAGGCGGUGCCAAAACAGGCCCCGAGGCCCCGGAGCCCAAGCAGAGCAUCUCUGAGCACUUCCAGUACUCUGAGCCGGUCAUUUCCAAGGUCACGGACUACAUUUACGUCGGCAACCUGAACGCCGCUUACAGCGGACGCACGUUGUGCCGUAACAACAUCGACAGCAUCAUCGACAUGAGCAGUCUUCCUGGGGAGACUUGUCUGAGACUUAUUCCCUGUACUUGUUCGAGAGGUGUCAAGCACAGCUGGUCUCGGCUUAAAGUGGACCUUAGCGAUCUCCCGGACGCUUUCCAGGAAGGGCUGGCCCUCAAACAUCGCUGCUUUGAGGACAUCAACGAAUGCAUCGACGCGUCCACGGAAAAGAGGAAGCGCGUGUUGGUGCAUUGUCGUGAUGGGUUCUCUCUCGCCCCCACCUGCAUUAUUCAGUACCUCAUGGUGAAACAAAACAUGAAGCUCAUUGCCGCAUAUGAGCUGCUCAGAGCCAAACACCCUGUCAACAUUCGCGAGUCCCAUCAGAACGUUCUGGUGAGUCUCGAAAGAGCCCUCAGACCGGGUGGCAACACGGACCCAGAGUGCUUUAAACAGGCCAUCUCUCGCAAAAUUGCCUGGACCUGAUGUGCAGGCACGUUUUGUACUUUGUGUAUUUAUUUUUGUAUUAUCUUCUUUUAACAGUGAAGGCAGCUUUUGUUUGUGUUUUAAAGGAAUAGUAUGCGAAAAAUGAAAGUUAUAUCAUUAUUUUCACUUACGUUAAGGCCAUUUCACUUGUUUUUCGAUUAAUCAAUUUGGAAAAAGGAGAAAUUUUGGAAAAUUAAGGUUUUUUUGUACGGUUUUCAAAGGAUAAAAAGUUGGACUUUUGAACUUUAUAAAGUAUGCAAAAGCAUCAUAAAAGUAAUACUUGCUCCUUUUGCUACUUUGCUGCUUCGCUACAUAAAUGCGCCAAACUAAGCUAAACUGCAAAAAAUUACUUACUUUCUUCGUUUUUUUGUCUUUUUUUCAUUAAAAAUAUCUAAACAUUCUUAAAUUAAGAGGCUUUUUCUUGAUGAGCAAAAUUACCUAAGAAAAUAAGUCUAGUUUUAGACCAAAAAUAUCAAAUUUAAGUGACAUUUUUCUUAAACACUAAAUUCAAGAAAAAUUAGCUUACCCCAUUGGCAGAUAUUUUUUGCUUGUUUUAUGCACAAAAUCACUUAAAUUUGAUAUUUUUGGCUAAAAAUUAGACUUGUUUACUUGGGUUAUUUGUCUCAUCAAUAAAAAAGCAUCUUAAUUUACAAAUUUUUAGAUAUUUUUACUGAAAACAAGGCAAAAAUACUACAAAUUCUUUUCUUGAAUUUUUUUUGCAUUGUAGCGCAGAUAUCAAGGUUUUAAA
Molecule: messenger RNA, 2030 nt
Organism: Paramisgurnus dabryanus
Lineage: Eukaryota; Metazoa; Chordata; Actinopteri; Cypriniformes; Cobitidae
Biological process (GO): negative regulation of MAPK cascade; peptidyl-tyrosine dephosphorylation
Cellular component (GO): cytosol; cytoplasm
Molecular function (GO): MAP kinase tyrosine phosphatase activity; MAP kinase tyrosine/serine/threonine phosphatase activity; protein tyrosine/threonine phosphatase activity
Source: RefSeq, a predicted model, not a curated record